UUGACACGCCAUUUCGAGCUACACACAAAAUUAUUUUCGCGUUAUUACGCCAACAAUGCCGAAAUUAAAAGUUUUCCAUUAAAAAAUUUUAAUCGGAAAUUUGCCGAAAUUUAAUGAAAAGGGGGUGGCUAUUAUUUGUCUUUUCCGUUUUCAGCUGGUCCCGGAAAAUGGCUACGGAGGAAAACGGGAACAUCGGAGGAGCGAUAUUAAAGCCGACCUCGAGCAGUAACGAAGAUUUGAGCGAGUACACGGACGCGGACGAGAGCAUUUCAGCGCCGACGGAAUUCCUCGCUGAGUUCCUCUCAGCGGUGAUGUUAAAGGACUACGUAACGGCACUGAAAUACUGUAAACUUAUUCUUCAGUACGAACCCAACAACGCCACAGCCAAGGAGUUUUAUCCACUCAUUCUGGAGAAACUGAAACAAAAUUUGCUUUCAUCAAAUUCAAAUCCCGAGGAAGGCAGCAGUAACGACAGUGAAGAUGAAGAUUGCGAAGAAAAUACUUCGAGUUCAGAAUCAGCCAGUAGUUCUAGCGAUGAUAGCAGCGAACCACAAGAUGAAGCAGAAGAGGAAGGAAUAGAACAGGGUGUUGGAGAUAAGCAAUCAAAAGGUUCAUCAGAGGGCGACGCAACUACCGGAAGUUACUCGAGCUUAGAGGAUGACGAGGCCGAAACCAAUCAGUUGAGGGCUUUAGCUGCCAAAUAUCAAAAUGACAACGUUAAUCUGGGAAAUGGAAAUAAAAUUUGUACAACUCACCUUAAUUCGGCGUUCCUCCACCAAAAAAGCGCAGCCAUCAACAAAACUCUUCCGGACAACCAACAAGCCCAUAGUCUCCAGCCUCAGCAAUCCUAUUUUAUGACAAGUUCGGAUUCGGAAUCGCCCACCGAACCCUGUCAAACCGUGGCCAUGUUGAGGGCUCGCGUGGUGCCAAACAACGUUUAAAAUGGGUACGGAAUGGUUGAGAAAAAAAUAUAUUGUGUGUUUAAGAAGAGGAGAGAUUUAUUUUCGUAAUAAAUAAAAUGCGCUCAUCAGUUUUCGAUUCAAUA
Sitophilus oryzae (rice weevil) is the source of this 1045-nucleotide messenger RNA. RefSeq lists its product as uncharacterized. The record is from RefSeq and is a predicted model, not a curated record. The transcript is spliced from 6 exons. NCBI's taxonomy places the organism in Eukaryota, Metazoa, Arthropoda, Insecta, Coleoptera, Curculionidae. The coding region runs from base 114 to 941 and encodes 275 amino acids. Gene Ontology annotation, molecular function: protein binding.